This is a messenger RNA of Penicillium olsonii, 1068 nucleotides long. The record is from the annotation of a GenBank genome assembly. NCBI's taxonomy places the organism in Eukaryota, Fungi, Ascomycota, Eurotiomycetes, Eurotiales, Aspergillaceae.
AUGAUGUAUACCGGCAGUUUCUUGGGUGUUUUUGGCAUGAUGAUGCUAAGUUUGGCACAUGACUACUAUGCGAUCUUCCUCAGUCAGGGAGUAUGCAUGGGUCUUGGUUUUGGUCUGUUGUAUGUGCCGAGUAUCACAUUGGUCAGUCGCUCUUUCACCUCACGACGAGCUGUUGCACUCGGCGUGUCGACUAGCGGAGCUCCUGCUGGCGGAAUCAUAUACACUGUUAUGUUCAAUCAACUGAUCUCCAAAUCCGGAUUCCCGUGGACGGUUCGUCUCAUGGGCUUCGUGAUGCUCGCUUUGUUCAUCGCUGCUGCGAUCCUCCUGUUACUUCCUGAGAGAGGUUCUCGCAAGCAUGAGAUCACACAAAGCAGAAGUCUUAUUGAUAUGGCGGCCUUCAGAGACCUUCCUUUCUGGAGCUUUACGGUCGCUAGCUUUUUUCUCUACCUUGGUUAUAUCACGCCUUUCUAUUACAUUCCGACUUAUGCGGAAACCAAGUUGGGGACAUCGCGUACCAUGGCCUCUAAUGUGCUGUUAAUAUCUCAGGCCUCGUCUGUUAUUGGUCGUGUCAUUUUGACCCUUUUUGCCCACUAUUGCGGGUCGAUGGUUGCCUGGAUAUCCUGCGGGAUACUUUCCGGCAUGUUAUGUCUGACUUGGAUCAGUACAGAUAGCUUGGCUCGAUUCAUUCUGUAUGCAGCUUUCUAUGGUAUGCCUCAUUUCAUUCUUCUUCUAUAUUCUGCCUUCAAUCUUCCACAAUCACUUACGCAAUCAGGUGGCAUUUCCGGGGCGUUGAUCCCUCUCCCACCCAGUGUCUUUGCUCACGUCUGCCCCGAUCCCAAGCGUCUCGGUACUUGGCUAGGAAUGGCACAAAGCUUGAGCAGUUUCGCAUCACUUCUCGGUCCACCCAUAGCAGGUGCACUUGCUUCAAUCAACUCCACCGGGAGCGCCGACUUGAACUUCCUUGGUAUUCAGUUGUUCAGUGGCAUCACGAUGGCAUUUGGUGCAUUCCAGUUGAUAGGGCUCUGGUACCUUCUUUACACCAGACGAGGCAAAAGAGGAUUCUUUUGA